UGGUCAGAUGCAGUCGGCUGUAAACGGAGGAAGGACACGGAAACUGACCGCUCGGAUGUUGAAAAGUGCCUCAUAUUUAUUCGUUACUAUCACCUGAAAUUGUGAAUGACGAGCUUCUCGGUGCGGUACUGCCCGGUGUCCAUGGUUACAUCACGUUUUAACGGCCAGGACUCUCCCGAGGAAGUGGAGAAACGAGAGAAACUCUGCGAAGGAGAAACAUAUUUUGUUGAGAUUUCAUCGUACCCACCUGUCAUCCCGCUGCAUUUGUGCCUCUGACAUUUGUAAUUAUCGCCCAUGGAUGUGGCACAUUUCUGAGCCUGAAGGAUGACAUCGGAGGCUGCGGUCUCCACAUCUGCCAUCAGCAGCUCACCUGCCCAAAGGGACUACCACUUUCUGCGCUCCUUCGUAGCUGGCGGUGUUGCAGGAUGCUGUGCAAAGACUACCAUCGCUCCUCUGGACAGAGUCAAAAUUCUCCUUCAAGCCCAGAAUGCCCACUACAAACAUCUAGGAGUGUUUUCCACUCUCAAAGCUGUGCCACAGAAAGAAGGCUUCCGUGGCCUGUACAAGGGUAAUGGGGCAAUGAUGGUCAGGAUAUUCCCUUACGGCGCCAUCCAGUUCAUGGCCUUUGACAAAUAUAAAAAGCUUCUAAGUAAACAGAUCGGGAUCUCCGGACACAUCCACCGCCUCAUGGCAGGAUCUAUGGCAGGGAUGACUGCAGUAAUAUGCACCUACCCUUUGGAUAUGGUCCGAGCCCGACUGGCCUUCCAGGUGACAGGAGAGCAUCGCUACACUGGAAUUGCCAAUGCCUUCCAAACCAUCUACCUUAAGGAGGGCGGCAUCUGGGGCUUCUAUAGAGGACUUACUCCAACACUUAUUGGAAUGGCCCCUUAUGCAGGUUUCUCAUUCUUCACCUUCGGCACCCUGAAAAGCCUCGGCUUGAAACAUUUCCCCGAGCAGCUGGGACGCCCCUCCUCAGACAACCCUGAUGUUCUCAUUCUGAAAACCCACGUUAACCUCCUCUGCGGAGGGGUCGCUGGUGCCAUCGCUCAGACAAUAUCGUAUCCUUUGGAUGUGGCGAGGAGAAGAAUGCAGUUAGGAGCCGUGCUUCCUGACUCUGAGAAAUGCGUAUCCCUGAGGAAGACCCUGAUGUACGUGUAUAACCAGUAUGGGAUCAAGAAGGGAUUGUACCGAGGCCUUUCUCUCAACUACAUCCGCUGUGUCCCCUCGCAGGCCGUGGCCUUUACCACCUAUGAGUUCAUGAGGCAGACCCUCCACCUGAACUAGUCGCAAUUUUUUUUACGCCUUUCGAGUCUGCCUCUGGGUCUGUGCACUCCAAGUCAUUACGCAGAUCGACCACAAUGCUUCCAUCGUAGAGCACUAUAACGCGCUCCAUCUUAAAGUCUUCAGCAUGAGAAUUGCCUUUUCCAUGAGUUCAGUGAAGGCACUGGGGUUAGUAAAUGCUGAAAAAGGGAGCUGGAUAUCAGAGAGAUUUACUAAAACACGACGUGGCUUAAAUUUGGCUCGGGGCAGCGAUAUGCUCUUUAACAUUACUGGCAACAGCACAACAACCGUCUGAUUGUUUGAAAACCCCCUCAUUCCUACAGACACUCUCGUACUCUCACUUGUCUUUUUCGGUCUAUCUCACGAUGUCGAUGAGAUUUUAAGACUGACAUCAACUUAAUAUGAUUAAAUUAGCUUUUUUUUUCCUUAUCAAUUUCUUUACAAGGAAGGGAACUCAGUGGUGUGCAAUUCUUUAAAUAGUAUAUCACUAAAUUCUACAGCUACUUUUUUUUUCUUUAAUUAUUCAUCAUAUCUUUUUACAGACUUGGUGAUAAAAGGUUGGGCUGUUGUUGAAAUGUGGCUGGAGUUUUAAAAUAAUCUGAUGAUUUAUAUUGUAUAUUUAAGUCGUCUUAAAAUCUACAGUGCAGAUUUGGGUUGCAGUGACUUUAGGAGAAGCUGCUGUUUGUGUGUAUUUGCCUUGUCCUCUACACAGAUCGAAAAUUAAUAUAACACAAUUAACCUGCAGGUUUUAUAUUUUUAAGAUGCAGUGACCGGGGUGGCACAUGAUUUCAGUUUAACACAGUGUUUAUUGCCAAACCUUGAAACAGAGCAGUUACUGUUUGGAUUUUCAUUUGCUUGUUUGUUGCUGUAUUUUUCAGUUGCUUGUUUUUUUUUUAUGUUGGUUAAUUUUCGCUCAUAUUUUUCUGUAGCCUAGAUGAUACUGAAACAUGUUAAUUGUUUCUGAGAUGUGAUCAGAAAGAUAUUUUGAGUUUUGACAUAAUUUGGAUGUAGGUCUGACAUGUCUGGAGGGAUGUAAAGGGACUCAGGAGAAAUUUGCACUUCAUCACUAUUGCUUUUUCUUCUUUUAUUUAUUGAUUUAACAACUUGUUGCCACUGGGUGGCAGCAUUGAAUAUAAAUUGUAUUGUUUACUAUUAGAAGUGGACACAGUCAUAUACAUUUCAUACAUCUGUAUAGGCAGAUUAGAUUGUUUUCUGUUUUGCUGAACAAAAGUUGUCUGAUAGUGAUAUAAUAUAUGCAGUGUUUUUACCCCCAUUUUUGACUACUCAUUAGAGCUACUGAAUGGCUUUUUUUGCAUUAUUAAGCCAGGAGGGCUGACAUUAAAGUGGAAACAGACAACUUUAAGUUUUCUCCCUCUAGCUUUUCAAAGAAGUUUUUGUUGCAAAGUCAACCGGAUUGCUUUCCAUUUUCCUCAGAGUCCAGCAACUACCACAGCUUCUACAGGUACUUUGGUUGUUGCACAUUCGGCCAUUUCUGUCACUGGUGAUAAUAAGUGCAAAGAACUAACAGUUAUACUCUGUAGUAACUGGAGAUAGCUACCCUUAGCUACUGAGGAAACAAAAGAGCUAUCCUCUUUGUGUUUUGGUUGCUCAGCAGUUGAUGCUCUUCUUUUGUGCCAUAAACUGAGCCUUUAAUUUCUCUGGAGAUCGUACCCCCGGGCAAGACAGCAUGGCAUAGUGAAAGCGAGGCUUUUAGUGAACCAAUCUAAAUGCUGAUGGUGUCAUUAUUUUAUAAUCAUUACAUUGUGCAAUCGUUUGCUUCAUAAUAAUGAGUUAAAGCAAGAAACUUGUCUAUUUCCACUUUAAUUACUGAAAGAAAGCGAUGUUUAAUCACUUUUGUUCUCGAUGUUUACGUGAGCCUCGUCAGUUUGUUGUAAAAGCAUUCUCCUUUCUUCAGCCUCUUGCCUUCCUCUUUAUUUAAUGUCUUACUUCACAGAGUGAAUAAUAUGUUUGAUUGGAGCGUCUUCACAUGCUUUCCGCUGAUGCCUACUUUUUAGAUGACUGUAUAUGAAUGGGGGGAAUAGCAAAAAGCAGAUGUUUCCAAUCUUUUUGGCUUCUGACCCUCUGAAAUGAAGCAGUAUUUACAAAUGACCUCUCAUCACAGUUUGCAUAUAUCUACCAGAGUGAUUCUUUUCUCUCUGAACCUCUCAGAUUAUCUCAUUUUAAUGAUGGCUGGAGGUGGUGAAAAUCUUCUAACUACAGAGUAUACUUAAACUGAUAUUGUUUUUUUUGUGGGGGCUUACUUUAGGUGGUGAUAAACGAAUCAAUUAAAGCAGAGUUUGCUCAGCGCCGUUUGAUUAUAUGUUGUUGACACGGCAAUUUUCUACCCGAAAGUUAUUCUGAAUGAACAUUGUGAUUCGGUCUAUAGCAGCUAGUGGAACGAGUCAGACGUACUUCUGUCAAUGAAUUGAUUCUCCCCUAGUCCUUGUACCCUAUUACAAAAACAGUAGUCCAAUUAAAAUGGCCUAAUUUAGCUAUAUCCGUAGCUUUACUUUUCUUUGCAUGAAAACAUACUGACUGUUGGAUGAAGGCGGAAUUUGAAAAGACUUCUGUUGUUUCAUAGCAGCUCCUCAGUUGAAUGAUAACCAUCCAUCAACCACUUCAAAAAACACUGGACUGUAGACUUGCAUGACUGAAAUUGCUACCCAGAUAGCUCACAGAACACUGAAAGCAAAACAUUUUCUGUUCAACGUGUUGAAAAUGAACAAAAGCCUAAAAAUCUCAGAACAUGUAACUCUUUCAAAUCACUAUGAAAACUGUGAGGAAACGAGAGACUUGCGUGUAACUCUUGAUUGCCGAAUGCAAGUAUCAAUAAAAGCAAUAUAGUAUCCAACUGCGCCCACCUGCCUGUGCUUAAGAGCAUAAUCACACACACUCAGCGGUGAUAAGUGGAGCUACCACUAUGAAAACAAAAUAAAGUAUUCAGUCACAUUUCUGCUUUUUAUUGCACCACUCAUUCAUCUACAGUGCUACUGUGCUUUCAAACUUACUGCUGUGUUUAUUUUGAUUUCUAAAGUCUCCUAUCAAUCUUUGAUAAUGGAUUUCUGCUGUUCCUGCUGCUCACUGCAACAGAUGAAAGAAAGGAAGAUAUUUAUAUAUGUAAAUGUAUGUAAUCUGUACUGCUUAGAUGUGACCGAAAGAAGAUGUAUCAUUUUGAGAAUGACUGAACAAUGGACAAUGCCUUUUUUAAAAAAUGUUUGUCUUAUUUUCUGGAGUUGCACAUGUUCAGUUUUGCCUACCUUGCUGAAUUACAAUACAUGUCACGUUCUUAAAAAGCACCAACUCUUAUAUCUUUAUUUUGUUUGUGACUAAAGGAGUUAAGUCUACUACUUGCAGGUACUGAACUAGUGAAUGUGCUCCGACCUGUCUUGACAUGUUUGACUUGGCUCAAUGACGUACACUUCCUUGUUGUUAUGAUGUGUGUUGUGAUAACAAUAAGAGCUACAGGCUCUUUGCAGAGCA
Messenger RNA from Plectropomus leopardus (leopard coralgrouper), 4761 nucleotides. RefSeq names its product solute carrier family 25 member 16 (gene slc25a16). Gene Ontology annotation, biological process: transmembrane transport. The record is from RefSeq and is a predicted model, not a curated record. Lineage: Eukaryota; Metazoa; Chordata; Actinopteri; Perciformes; Serranidae. Gene Ontology annotation, cellular component: mitochondrial inner membrane.